CGGGGGCGGGGCCGAGGGGCGAGCGCGAGCGGUUUGGCCGUGAGCGGGACGCAGGGGCUCGCCUCUCGCAGAGCCUGGCCGUGGCCCUCCCGCUCCGCUGCCGCGCCUUGCCUGGGGGAGCGCGCGCUCUGACGUAGGAACGGAGACGGCUGGCCGGCUCCUCGCGGGGCUCGCCGGUGGAGGGGAGCUGGUCCGCCCAGGCCCCGGCCCUUUGGCCUCAGAACUGCGCAUUCUGGUGCUGACAGGUGCAGACUGGCGGAUGGUUUGUUUUUGUUUCUUGUUGCGCUUUGGGCGUAACGAGCCUUGUACAUCCGGCUUUGGAGCAUCGCCCCCCGGGCUUGAUUCUCCCGUUUUCCACCGACGCUGAAGCAAGACAACAAGUGACAAACGUUUGAUUUGGUUGCUGCUGUUCUCCAUCUGGGCGGAACUGUCCACCAAUAGGUGCGCAACUUUCUCUGUCGUUUCUCGCCCCCAGGAUUAUGAUUGCCUGGGGCUGCACGGCUCGGAUUUACCUUUUCAGUUUAAGGCCCCUCAAUGUGAGGAGACACCUGGUUUGGAUAAGAUGGGGUAAUAAAUCUGACAACUCCCCAUCUAGUCAUAAACACAGCUUGAUCAAAGCUCAAGCCUUGGCUAAGACCACCCUAGUGUGCUGGGGGAUCACGAAGGUGUCUGGUGUGAGAUGCCAGGAAGCAUCAAACCAAUGUGCAUCCUUAUUCCCUGAACCUGCCAAAAACAAACAACCUUCAGCUGGAUUCUUCUGGCAUCUUGGCUUUGCCCUUCGCCUGGGACUCCGGGCUUGUGUUCUCUUGUUGAAGUUUGGCCCUUUGCUUCUGCUUUAUCCCAUGACCUACCUGUCUUCAGGUUUUUCAGCCCUCUGGCUCCAUCUUCUGCUCAAGGCCACGGAGUCCUCGGGCCCCACUUAUAUCAAGCUGGGCCAGUGGGCGUGCACCAGGAGAGAUCUCUUCUCUGAAGAGUUCUGUAUUAAGUUUUCUAAGCUUCAUGUCAAGGUGACCCCUCAUCCCUGGGGUUACACCAAACGCUUCCUCAGGAGAGCAUUUGGGGAAGACUGGAAGAGAGUCCUCAAGUUUAAAAGCAAGGAACCCAUUGGCUCGGGUUGUGUUGCCCAGGUAUACAAAGCUUAUGCUGAUGCCGCUACUAUUGAGGACCCCCAGUUCGAGGAACGAGUGAAGAACUCUGAAACAGAAUCUGCUUUUGAAGCCUGGGAGGUGUCUGGUCUUAGGGGCCUCUUCAGGUGGCCCUGGAAAUGGAAGGCUGGAGAGAUUUUGGAAGACAGCAGUGCAGACCAGUCACUUCAGGAAGAACGUUCCAUUGAAGGUAUUAAUACAAAUGCUACCUCUGAGAAGCAAAUGUCUGGAUCUCAGCUAACUACAAACACAUCAUCUGUCGACAGUUUAGAUGAGAUGGACCAUCUUAUUCCUGUAGCCAUUAAAGUCCUGCAUCCUGGACUAGUCCACCAGGUCCAGAUAGAUCUGCUUCUGAUGAAGAUGGGCAGCAAGAUCAUUGGGCUUUUCCCAGGGCUCAAGUGGCUCAGCCUGACUGAAAUAGUGGAGGAGUUUGAGAAGCUCAUGACUCAACAGCUUGACCUACGCUAUGAAGCCAGAAACCUGGAGCGCUUCCAGAAAAAUUUCCUGGAUAUGGAUUUUGUUAAGUUCCCAACUCCACUUCACCCCUUUGUAACGAGAAAUAUCCUGGUGGAAACAUUUGAGGAGAGUCAGCCCAUAUCCCAGUAUCUGCAUAUGGACAUUUCCUCGGAGCUCAGGAGGAGACUAGCCAAGAUGGGCAUAGACAUGCUCCUAAAGAUGGUGUUUGUUGAUAAUUUUGUCCAUGCUGACCUGCACCCUGGGAACAUCUUGGUCCAGGGCACUGCGCAUUUCAGCACUGGCCGCAAGGAUCAGACCGCCAUUGUGGACAUGUGUGACACGCUGAUCGUGGAAGUGCAGCUGUCCCCCUGCCCGCUCCGUCUGAUGCUGCUGGAUGCAGGGAUUGUGGCAGAGCUGCAGGGAGCUGACCUUCAGAACUUCAAGGCUGUCUUCACGGCUGUGGUACAGGGACAGGGGGAGAGAGUGGCAGAAUUGAUCCUUCAUCACGCCAGGGCUAACCAGUGCAAGGACAUAGAAAGAUUCAAAGUUGAAAUGGCAGAGCUAGUGACCAAGGCCAGGAUGAACACUGUAGCACUGGGAAAGCUUCAAGUGGCGAAUCUGCUCUCCAGUGUCUUUAAGUUACUGAUGACCCACAAGGGGGCUUUGGAUCUGGCCCUCAAUAACCUGCAUUUCAGAACUGACCCCAGACCUUAAAAGGACAGUGUUGAUGUCUCCAUUUUUUUCCCCUUACUGUUAAAAGUAAAAUGAAAACAAUUUGCUUUUUUCCCUGCAUGCAUUGCUUCCUUAUUGUAGGGUUGCGUAGGUGCACUGGGCUCUACACGCUGGUUUGUGAGGGGGUUACCCAGGAGUUAGGAGCUACUGGGACUUGCUUUAAAGCAGAAAAAAAAAUCACUUGUUUAAUUGAAUUCAACUGAGCUAUGACAAUGCUUCUAUGAACUAGGGCGCGUGCUCCAUGGGGCUCCCUCCUUGACAGUGUGGAGGUGGGGGAGGGGAGGCACAUUGCCCCUUUUCAUGCGUGUAUACUUGCCAGGUCCAUGGAAGCUCCUACAGCCGAGUUGGCACUGGGCAGCACUCCUAACUCCUGCUCCUCCAUGAAGGGAAAAAUCCUCUUCUAUAUGGAAGUGCAGAGUACUGUCUACUGGGCUAACUUAGGAUGUCUCCUUUGACAUGAUCCGCUUCCUCUCCUCCCUUCUGCUGAAUUGCAGCGAGGCUGAUUUGAAACUGAAGGGAAAUGAGUAAGCUCCUGUGUCACAGUCCAGAUGUCUAUGCACACAGACGCCCUCCCAGCCCACACCCACCGCAGGCUGGCACCUCAUUGAAAGGGGCUUGGAAAGAACAAAGCCACCCAAGUCCAUUACAACCUCUGCACUUGUGCUUUCAGGUGAAGCUGGAGAGUAACUUUGCCUCAGUUGUCUUUGCCAUCAUGGUUUUGGAAGGGCUUGCCCGUUCGCUGGACCCUGAACUGGACAUCUUGGAGGCAGCUAAACCACUUCUUAUCAGAACUGCUGCUUCUCUCCUAGAGUAGCAGCGGCCACUGACAUUUGUCUUGCAUUGCUGGGCUCUUUGGCAAGGACUGUCUGUGCUCCUUGGUAGCUGAUGGGGAAACAGCCUGAAGCUGGGGACAAGCCCUCACCUCUGAUGAGAAGCAGUGGGCUAUUCCCCAUUAAACUGGGUAUCAGCCAUCACCACCCAGGCAGCAUCCAGGUGCCAAAGACCUUUCCAGCUGACUUCAUGGUCCCCCAUCCUGCCUAUGAGAGAAUGCUGUUCUACGACAAUAAAGCCCUUUAAUUUGUAUCCAAGUUUGAGUAACAAAUAUUGACGUUGAGCUAUGGCUUGGUAAGACUUGUUAGGAAUCAGGCCUCCUUAUUGAUUAGUCCUACUUUGCUGAAAGGCAUUCAAACUGCAAUGAGAAGGGGUCAUACGAGUGGAUAGAUGGAAAAGCCUUGGAAAUGCAAUUGCAAACAUCAGGGACAUUUUGCAGCUUGAAAUGAUGGGUUCUGACUUCCUUAGAGAGAACUUUGCUUUCAGCCUUAUGGGCCUUUUAGAAUUUUACACGUUCAUACAAUCUGGUGUUCUUUGAUAGUUGGGUUUGACAGGAUGUUGGGUAUUCCUUCAGCCUGACUGAAGUGAAACUGUCAAGUCAUCUAGGUUCACAAGAUUGCAAUAAUCUAAUGGGGGGAAGUAGUCUGGGUUUGAAACAUCUUUUAAAAAUGUUUAGAUCUCACCGCUGUGAUCAGGAGUUUUAAAUUAAAACAAAAAAACACUCCAUCUCUCUUGUGGAACAAAACCAUGUGCGAAUUCCCCCUAUAGGCUAGCUCCUAAAAGCUAUAGUUGGAUUGGGCUUUAAAGAGCCAGAUCAGUUUCAGUGUCAUUUCAAUCCCAGGGGAGGAGAUAUUAUUUUCAGGCAUUGAAGAAUAGAAGCUAUACAUAUUUUUUUAAAUAGUUGCUAAGCAUCUCUUACUCUGGGGAGCUGGCGAUCUCCAUGUAUUCUGUUGCUAGAAGAAGAUUGCAUCCUAUUUAGUAUAGGGUUUGACACCGUGUACAAGCUCAGCAUGGUUUUCCUCAAGCACCAGCAAAUUAAAGAUGGAUCUUGGCGUGCAAGGAGCAGAAAUGUUUGCUGAAGUCUGAGGAGCAGGGGCUCAAGCCUGCCAUUAACUUCAGUGGAUGCAGGAUCAGAUCUUGUGCUGGUUAGCGUGAAUAGCAAUGACACGAGAGUGCAGAGAAGACUGUGCUGUUAUGACUAUUUGAACAGGUAAUGGAGAACUGGUUCCACCUUCCUAUAUCGAUAGCAUUCAUUUGUCUUUAAACACUACCCUUCCUAAUGCCAUUUGAAUGUUACCCAUAAACCUUUCCACAGAUUAAAUGCUACAAAAUGGAUUUUGUUUACUAUCCUCUUGAAAGAGGAAGCACUCUGGGGAAAGAUGUAAUUUAAAAUGCACCAUUUAUCAAUCUCCUCUUGGCUGACACACAUUUUUGAGUAGUUGCUAGUGCAAGUACCUUUACAUGAAACAUAAUUUUACAAAAAUUCUGUUGCUUAUGAGCGUCUGAGUAAAAUAACUCCUGAAUAUCCACCCGUGAGAAGCUGCUGAUUUUUAUAAGAUAUAACCUGCUGAACAACUGCAACUGAGGACAAGAUCAGACAGCUCGUUAUAAAUAUAGUUUCAGAGGCUUGAGAGUCCAUUUUUAUAUUGAAAUGUUUGGGUUUUUUUUUUCUUCAUUCUUUCCCCCUGUAGAUCAAAGUUGUUAAAGUAACUGACUACAUUAACUAAGUCACCAUUAUAUUAGGAGUGAGUAAUCUGAUUAUUUUGAAGGAACAACAAUAUUCACUACAUUGUUACUUUUCUGAGCCAUCCGGCAUGAAUGGUGAUGCCGUGGUACUCAGUGGGACCAAAGAGGCCUGGGGCCGCCUACACAAGUGAUUCAAAAGUUCUGGCUAUUAAAAUAAUCUG
This is a messenger RNA of Dermochelys coriacea (leatherback sea turtle), 5071 nucleotides long. It is a transcript of the gene ADCK2, whose product is annotated as aarF domain containing kinase 2. Gene Ontology annotation, biological process: protein phosphorylation. NCBI's taxonomy places the organism in Eukaryota, Metazoa, Chordata, Testudines, Dermochelyidae. Bases 480 to 2315 code for a protein of 611 amino acids. The transcript is spliced from 8 exons. Gene Ontology annotation, cellular component: mitochondrion. The record is from RefSeq and is a predicted model, not a curated record. Gene Ontology annotation, molecular function: ATP binding; protein kinase activity.